Molecule: messenger RNA, 1347 nt
Organism: Coniophora puteana RWD-64-598 SS2
Lineage: Eukaryota; Fungi; Basidiomycota; Agaricomycetes; Boletales; Coniophoraceae
Product: kinase-like protein
Exons: 6
Coding region: 1-1347 (448 amino acids)
Biological process (GO): protein phosphorylation; spliceosomal complex assembly; regulation of mRNA processing
Molecular function (GO): ATP binding; protein kinase activity
Source: RefSeq, a predicted model, not a curated record
AUGUUUAGGAUACGACGUCGAAGAUUCUUGCAGCUCGCAUUCGCAGCCGCCACUUUUCUCUUGUGCUACUGUCUCUUCAAGUCAGGCGGCGACUCGGACACGUCUGCGCAACCCUCAGCGGAGAUCUCAAGUGGAAGCUUCUCCACUCAGAGCGCAGAGGUAGUCAUCGGGACGUUUGACGUCUCGCACGAGGAGGACGUUACGCGGUAUAGUCCUGGAGGAUACCAUCCGGUGACCAUUGGCGAUGCCUUCAAGGAUGGACGAUAUGUCGUCAGACGGAAGAUUGGGUAUGGGGAGUACUCCACGGUCUGGUUGACGGAGGACAUACAGAAGAAGCAAUUCGUCGCACUCAAGAUCCUCGCGGCCAACAGCUCUGCUGGCGGCAUCGACGAAGUGGAGGAGGUCGAGAUCCUGCUGCACACCACCAAAGCCAACCCCUCUCACCCAGGGUACAAGCAUGUGAUCAGUAUACUCGACCACUUCGAUCAUGUCGGCGUCCAUGGCACGCAUAUAUGCUUAGUGUUCGAGCUCUUGGGUCGUGGGGGAUACUCCCUCCUUCGCCAUUAUAACGAACAGCUUCCACUACCGAUGGUCAAGAGGUUCCUGCAGCAGUUCUUCCUGGGGUUGGAUUAUUUGCAUACUCAGGCCAGGAUUGUGCAUACGGACCUGAAACUAGAUAACAUAUUACUUAUGUUGGAUGACCCAUACGAGACCAUCAAAAACGACCUCCGCGCGAACCCACCCAUUUCCGCCCCUCCUCAGGGUAGCCAAGGACCGCCGCACACCCCUUAUCGUGUGUACAAGUCCCAGCCUCUUCCUGUUUUCGAACCGCCUGGCAACGCAAUCAACGUGAAGAUAGUGGACCUUGGCGUCGCCAACUGGGUAGACAAGCACAUGCGGAGCCUCAUCACGAGCCCCAUCCUCCGCGCUCCCGAGGUCGUGCUCGGGGCGCCGUGGGACACCAGCGCGGACAUCUGGAGCGCGGCGUGUAUUGUGUAUCGCCUUCUGAUGGGUGACGAACUGUUCAACCCCUUUGCGCGCCCUGACGCCUCGUGGACGGAGGAGGAGGAGCACAUCGCACAGAUGAUUGAGCUCCUGGGCCGAGUCCCCUCGUCUCUCAUUGAACGCGGCAAGUACGCACACAAGUACCUCGAAGCCGACGGGAUGUUAUGGAAGAUUGCAGGCAUCGAGCCCCACUCCAGAUCGCUUCGCGCGAUGAUAGCUGAGCGGCAUGGCGAUGAGGUGGCCGACCAAAGUUACGACUUGUUAAGCCUGAUGUUCCGUUAUGAACCCUACGAACGCUCCACCGCUGCUCAGCUCGCACAACAUCCGUGGCUGAGGCCAUGA